This is a messenger RNA of Mesorhabditis belari, 342 nucleotides long. NCBI's taxonomy places the organism in Eukaryota, Metazoa, Nematoda, Chromadorea, Rhabditida, Rhabditidae. The record is from the annotation of a GenBank genome assembly.
AUGAGUCUCAAUGGCUCGGGUGACGGGAAUCGAGAACUCAUCGAUUCGAGGAUGAUAAAACAAGAAAAUGAAGAUGGAGUCAAUGAGAAAAGUCCGAAUCAAUCAAAUCAAGCACAAGAUACCACUGCUUUGACCCCAAAGAGCAAUGCUUCGGGCGAAAGGGAAGGAGUCGUUGUGAAGAAAGAAGAAACACAAGAACCAGACUACAUUCAAUCAUAUCAGCCUCUACCAAAAGAAGAAGGUUUUAAAGUCCCGGGAAUUAAAUACGAAGAUGAUGAAGGCUUCUCUCCGGUACCUAAAGUUCUAAUUCAAGUUUGGUAUUCUUAUAAAUAUUAUCAAGAA